AUGUCAGCACUACGGAUCCGCGCAAGCCUUGCUUCGCAUCGCAACACCCUCUUCUCCUUUGCGCAAUCUUGCACACGGCCACAACUCCUCCCGAACCAAACAUCGCCAAUCCUCUCCUCCCUCUCGCGCGCAUUCUCUUCCACACCCUCAACCCAAUCUUGGCUUCUUCCUAAGAAAGGUGCCAACAAGAAGGACCGCAAAGGACGACCUCGCGUCCCCACUGGUGGCAGUACUCGCGGCACAACCGUCGUUUGGGGCGACUAUGGACUCCGUCUGCUCGAUCACGACCGUCGCAUCAGUGCUGCACAACUCAAGAUUGGCGAGGAUGUCAUCCGUAAGCGCCUGCGUGGAAUGAAGUACCGCCUCUACACACGCAUCUCGGCCAACAUCGGUGUCUACACUUCCGGAAACGAAUCGCGUAUGGGGAAGGGAAAGGGUAGUUUCGAUUACUGGGCUUCGCGUGUUGCCGUCAGCAAGAUCAUUUUCGAACUCAAGGGAGAGUUGCACGAGCAGGUUGUCAAGGAUGCUUUCAGAUUGGCAGGCGCCAAGUUGCCUGGACUUUAUGAGUUCGUGCGUGCUGGAGACCCGCCAGUCAUGGGCAUCACCAAGCUUGGAGACGGUGUCACCGAGGAGUCGCUGAGGAGGCCAAGACGUGAGCUGCCCCCUGCCAGUCUUGAUCAGUCUGCCAAUCGCAUGCCCGAAUCGCCUUCGCCGUAA
Aureobasidium namibiae CBS 147.97 is the source of this 717-nucleotide messenger RNA. RefSeq names its product mitochondrial ribosomal protein L16. Gene Ontology annotation, biological process: mitochondrial translation. Gene Ontology annotation, cellular component: mitochondrial large ribosomal subunit; ribosome. Gene Ontology annotation, molecular function: rRNA binding; structural constituent of ribosome. The coding region runs from base 1 to 717 and encodes 238 amino acids. Lineage: Eukaryota; Fungi; Ascomycota; Dothideomycetes; Dothideales; Saccotheciaceae. The transcript has 2 exons. The record is from RefSeq and is a predicted model, not a curated record.